Messenger RNA from Daldinia decipiens, 1698 nucleotides. RefSeq lists its product as uncharacterized. The transcript is spliced from 2 exons. Gene Ontology annotation, molecular function: RNA polymerase II cis-regulatory region sequence-specific DNA binding; DNA-binding transcription factor activity, RNA polymerase II-specific. The record is from RefSeq and is a predicted model, not a curated record. Gene Ontology annotation, biological process: regulation of transcription by RNA polymerase II. Bases 1 to 1698 code for a protein of 565 amino acids. Lineage: Eukaryota; Fungi; Ascomycota; Sordariomycetes; Xylariales; Hypoxylaceae.
AUGCAACAAAGAUUCCCAGACGGCUUGCCCGUCAACUGCUUACCGUCCUGCAAUCCAGAAACUAAUCAAAGACGAAACUGCGCAACACAAUCAACCGGUAACUCGGCGGAUCUUCCCAGUGCAGACUCCUACUAUAUUCCCUCUCCGGCUCCACAGGUUGCGGAAGUAGGCCACCACGCCCAACCGCAGCCCCCAUCUUCAGCUUUAUUCCCCAUGACAAUCAAUACGUCAAUUCCGGCGUACCACCACUCUCAGGUUCACUCAGCUAGUUCCUCGCCACAGGGUGUAUGGCCAACACCACCUUCUACUACUUGUGAAGAAGAGUUCGAUAAUUAUUCCUAUCAAGGUUCACCUACGAGUGGUGCUCGCGGUACUCAGCCCCUUGCGUCUUGUUCGGGACACUCUUCAGUUGCUAGUCCAAGGAGCUGGUCGCCCCAAGAAUCCCAGCACAUUAACAUCCACCAGACAUUUUUCAAGGGAUCAGAUCAUAUGUCCGCUUAUAACUUCAGGGCCUGCCACCAGUUGCAGCAUGAGCAACAGCUCCACCCCCAGAUGGCUACAUCUGCGUAUGAGAAUCAAAGCUUUGCUUCAGUCGACCUAGCUACAAGUACUAUGACACAACCCGAGAUGUCAUCCAUUGCCAGCAGCCACCCAGAUCCUAACCCGGCUGUUGAAGUCCAAAGCGAAUCAUCUCAGGCAGAACAAGGGCUAGACACAUCAUACAGCUCCUAUAGUCAAGAUGAAACUUCACAACAUGUCGGCCAGGGACUCGAAGAGAACGAGCAAGAGUCAGAGAAGGCUGAUGGUCCUUAUGCGCAACUAAUCCAUCAGGCUUUCAUGAGCCGACGCACACGCGCCAUGACGCUACAGGAGAUCUACCAGUGGUUCCGUGAGAACACGGACAAGGAAAAGACGGACAAGGGGAAUAAACGCAAUGGGUGGCAAAAUAGUAUCCGGCAUAAUCUCAGCAUGAAUCAUGCUUUUGUCAGACGCGAACGAAAAGCGAGUUCCGAUGAUCCUCUAAAUGGGUCGGGAGAGGCAAAAAAGAUAUCACAAUGGGUUCUAGAGGAAUGGGCCGUGAAUGGCGUACAAAGUACAACGCGCUACCGCAGCAAGGGUACUUCUAAUCGUCGCGCCAAAUCCAGAAACGCCUCGCGGACGAACGCCCAUGCUUCAGCGCGUGCCAUGUCUGGCCGCAAGGGCGGGAAGAAGGCGGCAGCAAGCAAAAGGGCGAUUCUAGGCCGACAAAACCCAGGCCCUAUAUUCACACCAAGCAGCAGCAACCUUCAGGGACCAAUGCAAAAUGUCGUCUACGAGGGGAUGCAGUAUUCUCUUCCUGCCCAUACAAGAGACGAGCCGACAACGCCCCCCGAUCCCAGUCACGAGAGCAUGAUACUAGCGUCGAAUACAAUGCAAUCGAUGGUAUUGCCGACGAAUAAUGCAAAUCAUGAAUUCUCCUUCGGGUCUAACGCUCCUCAGUACAGCCAGGCCAGCCACAAUAACAUGUACGCUCUUGAGAAUGUGACAGGGCUAUACCAAGGCCACCAAGCACCUAUUAACGUACACGGGGGCCAAGGACUGUCAACGAUGCAUCCUGAUUUCAACCCCAUAUUUGAAGACCCUGACGACCACCGCAACAAUAGGCUUUCAUACUCUUAUUGGGGCCAGCCAGUACCAGGUGGUCAAUUCCAGCCAUAG